AUGUACCACCUAACUUUCGCGAUACUCGCCGCCAUGCACUUUUCCAUUGAACGCACACCACGGCUCACCACAUCUUCAGCCCGUUCCCAACUCAGCUCAGAGCUCAAGCCCUCUGCAUCACACAUCAUGUCCAACCCCGUACCAACUUCCUCCGCCCACAUCACCUGCCUCUGUGGGCAAAUUUCGCUCCCAGGCACCUCACUCGCCAAUCCCACCUUUCCCCUCCCAUCAACAAUCUGCCACUGCAAUCCUUGCCGUUACACUUCCGGCGGACUACUACCGGCGUUCGCAUCACUGAAGAGCGCUCCUUGCCCGGAAAUUCAAGCAAAGUUGGGGAAAUACCAGUUUACGCCAUCGUGUGUCCGCUACUUCUGUGAAAAAUGCGGAUGUCAGUGUUUCGUGGAGCAUCCGCAGGCGGCAGAAGAGGAGUGGUUUUGCACGACGGGGAUGGUUGAGGUUAGUGAGAAGGAUGGUGAAAACGCGGAGGGGGUGAAAGAUGUAGUGCAGCUCGUGGGACACAUGUACAUCGACGACCUACGCGACGGCGGCGUCAUCUCUGUCUUCCUACCAAUCACAGGCGCCAGCGCUUCAGAACCGGAACUCUACGCCGCGAAAUACAGGACACGCAAACUCAAUCCCAUGGACCUCGACAGCAUCGCCCUGGCAUCAGGCCAGCACCCCCCGCCAGGACCGGAGGAGCAGUUAGAAGCGAGAUGUCACUGCGGCGGCGUGGAUUUACGAAUCAAGCGGGCGGAGUACGACGACGAGCCCGAGAGGGUGGGCAGCUUGAUGACAAAGGACGAUCCGCACAGGUAUCUCGCGCGCUUCUGUGCGUGUCGCUCGUGUCGGCUGUCGAUGGGCUUCUCGUUGUGUCCGUGGACGUACGUCGCGCUUUCUUCGGUCAUCAAUGCGAAGACGUCGCAACCUGUAGUCUUUGGCGCCGAUGCAGAGAAAGAGGGCGCAAAUGAAGGACUGAGGCUCCAACACCAUCACAGCAGAGACGACGUGUGGCGGAGUUUCUGCGGCGGGUGCGGGGCGAGCGUAUUUUACUAUAGUAGUGAUGAGUCGAGGAGCAAUGUGGUUGAUAUCGCUGUUGGAAUACUCCGAGCGAAGAGUGGGAGUCUGGCGAGGGAGUGGGUUAGGUGGGCGGACGGGGAGGAAGGUGCAGUGGUGAGGGCUUCGACAUUGGAAGAUACCAUUGGCUCUUGGCACAGAAUCGAUGUUUACAAUUCCAUGAUUCUCGCAUAUGUCGAUCUUUUCGGCAGUGGUGCUGGCAAUGAGGCACAAUGGAUCCGGCUUCUUAUCCAAUGUUUGAUACCCAGAGCGGUGUACCUCGAUUGGCAUAUCCCAACGCAGCCUCCUAUGAUUUCCAGCACCAAUGAUCAAGAGCGAGAAGGCAGAGAGUUACCAAACCGCAACAGUGACGAUUUGUGUGCUUUUUCAGGAUGCCACAGAUUUGGCACGAACGUUAUGAGUUUCUUGCACAUAAAGAGUAGCUCGGCGGUCCGGACACCGGACGGAGGGGCCUUGAGUUUAUCCCUCGAACGGGCUUCUUCGAGCAAAUCACCAGAAAGUACUGGAUUCACCGUUCCUAGUAGCGAAUCUCAACCGGACGAUGAUUUGUCAGCGAGGGUUCCUCUGGGAAGGUCUCUAGCGAACGUGCUCAACACUGACCUGGACCGAAUAGAGAGCAGCACAGUACGUGAAGUGGAAGAGCUAGAUGAUUCAACGGGUGAGGAAUACAAACCGCGCAAAUGGACGCGCGUAUCUUCACGCGCCGGAGGCCUCAACAUUUUGUCACCGACAUUGAGCUCAGACUUUAAUUACCGAACCCCUGCCAUGAACAACUGUCGAUGUCGCCGUGGACCAAACCCGUACUUCCGUCUCCGUUGCGAACCAACUCCGUCAAAUAAUAUAGAUACCACUCUUGGUAUACAGCAGCGUACUGAGAAAUGUGCGUACCACAUUGUGGCUGAGAACUAUGGCUCUGAGCACUUCACCUCAGGCAGGUCUUCUUCUGGACUGGCACUUACCGCAAACAGCCACGCUCUACCUAGGCCCGCUUAA
This is a messenger RNA of Paraphaeosphaeria sporulosa, 2067 nucleotides long. RefSeq lists its product as uncharacterized. NCBI's taxonomy places the organism in Eukaryota, Fungi, Ascomycota, Dothideomycetes, Pleosporales, Didymosphaeriaceae. Gene Ontology annotation, molecular function: carbon-sulfur lyase activity. The coding region runs from base 1 to 2067 and encodes 688 amino acids. The transcript has 6 exons. The record is from RefSeq and is a predicted model, not a curated record.